Molecule: messenger RNA, 1666 nt
Organism: Manis pentadactyla (Chinese pangolin)
Lineage: Eukaryota; Metazoa; Chordata; Mammalia; Pholidota; Manidae
Exons: 6
Coding region: 1016-1666 (216 amino acids)
Source: RefSeq, a predicted model, not a curated record
AACAAUAUUCUCAUCAUAGGGGUCCCAGAAGGAGAAGAGAGAGAGACAAAGCAGUAGAAUUCUCUUUGAAGAAAUAAUAACUGAAAACAUCUGCAAUCUAGGGAAGGAAACAGAUACCAGAUCCUGGAAGCACAGAGAGCCCCUAACAAGAUGAACCCCAGGAAGAAAACACCAAGACGUACAGUAAUUAAAAUGGCAAAGAUUAAAGAUAAAGAGGGAAUCUUACAGGCAGAUAGUUACCUAGAUGGGAAACUCCAGAAGGCUAUAAGCAGAUUUCAAAGCAGAAACUCUACAGGCCAGAAAGGAGAGGCAUGAAAUAUUCAAUGAAUUAAAAGGGAAGAACCUACAACCAAGAAUCCUCUACCCAGCAAGGUUAUCAUUCAUAAAUCCAGUUUCACCUACUCAUCCUCUUCCCUUUCUCUAUAAAAUCCUAGCAACCAUUGAUCUUUUCCAUCAUCUCCAUAGUUUUUCUUUCUCCAGAAUGUCAAAUAGUUGGAAUCAUUAUGGACUUUUUCACCACACUGACUUUCUCACUUAUCUCUACUUAACGUUCAUCCUUGUCUUUGUGUGUGUGUGUGUGUGUGGCUUGGUAGCUCAGUUAUAUUUACUACAGAAUAAUGAGUCAUCGUAUGGAUGUAUCACUCUGUUUAUCCAGUCACCUGUUGAAGGACAGCUUGGUUGCUCCUAGUUUUGGUGGUUACAAAUAGAGUUGUUAUAGGCUGACUUCCUGUUGUCCACCAAGGAAGGUGGCCCAGCGGCAGAUGACUGCCAUACACUCUCUCCCCAUGUCUGUAUCACUAAAGAUCCCCAAGUAAUUCCUGAGCAGCACCACCAAUGGGCUGACAUUUUCUCUGGGUCCUAGAUCUCCCUGAGAGCCUGGAUGAGGAGCUUUCUGCAGACGGGGCAGAGGGAAAGUCUCCAUUUACUUCCAAGGUAAGCUUGCCUGUCUUUGCCUAAGAGAGAAAUGUUGUUUACUUGGUUCCUCUCUUUUUGAGUUGAGUUCAGAUAUGAAAAAAUGACAGUGUACAUUCUAGAUGUGAGAUACUAUUUUCUUGGUGUGGUGGAAGGCGAGGAUGUGAACUGUACAGUAGGGACCCUUUUACUCAAAAAACAUUUUUUUUCUCCAUGGAUUAAGAGUUUUGCAAUUGCUCCCUCGAUGGACUUGACAGAUACAUUCUCCAGGAAAAGCUCAUGCCCUUUCCCAUUGGAGGACUCUAUGCUUGUUUUGGGGGCCUUUGACUUACUACUGUUUCUCAUUUCGUUUGCAAUAGUUGCCAAACCACCAAGGACACAGUACACACAUAAUGUGAUGCAACAGUGUUUUCUCUCAUUGCAGGUGGCCUCCAGACGGGACAGAAACAAUGUUGGCAACAUGGACAGAACAUCUCCAUCGUCCCUGAGUGGUAGUUCGGCAUUUCGUGUGAAGGGGCCUUGGGAUCCGAUCACUACACCUGCGGAAGACUGCGAUGUGGAGACCUUUCUCAGUGGCAGCAGUGACGAGGAGGACUGUCCAGUAACCGAACUCCUUCCUAUGGACCAGCCAGAGGAGACCAUGCCUGUUGAUGAGGAAGAGCCUGUUGCUCUAUCCGAGAUGGCUUCAGGAACAAGUGAAAGUGAUUUAUAUCCCCCCAAGCAACACAGCAGCCAGUAUGAACUUUCCCAGUAA